Durotheca rogersii is the source of this 864-nucleotide messenger RNA. RefSeq lists its product as uncharacterized. Gene Ontology annotation, biological process: regulation of DNA-templated transcription. Gene Ontology annotation, molecular function: DNA-binding transcription factor activity. The transcript is spliced from 4 exons. Bases 76 to 864 code for a protein of 262 amino acids. Lineage: Eukaryota; Fungi; Ascomycota; Sordariomycetes; Xylariales; Xylariaceae. The record is from RefSeq and is a predicted model, not a curated record.
AGCUGGUAUUCCACUGCCUUGUGUUUCGGGUCUACGAUAGAAGCACCUUCAGUCGAACCAGUACCGAGUCUAGCAAUGUCACACGCAGCUAAGUCCGUCGAAGACACGGGGAAGACGACGAAGCGUAAAGGCACCAGGAGCGUGUCUACUCUUACUCCGGCACAGCUCGCUCGGAAGCGCGCCAACGAUCGUGAGGCUCAGAGGGCGAUCCGAGCGCGGACGAAAGAGCACAUCGAGAGCCUGGAGAGGGAAAUCGAAAAACUCCGCGGCCAGCAGAACCGGGACCACACCAUCCAGACCUUGAUCCAGCGUAACAAAGCUCUCGAAGACGAACUUCGCCGCACAAGGGAGGGUAUGGGGUUCCGCAACGCCGACACGAGCGACGCCUACCAACCUCUAUAUCACGGCUCAAGCCCUCCGCGUCCGGCCCCCUUCAGCCAAUCCGCCUCCAAUUAUCCGGUGAUGCAGACGGGCCUGAAUUCCUACGGCAGCAUACCGGAUGGCACGGAGGCCUGGUCAUCGGCGGUGCCGUGUUCUAUCCCGUCGACGGCCUCAAGUCCCGCUUCCUCGGGUGCUACGGAUGACUUCGGAAACAACUACAUCGCCACCAGUGGGUCGUCCGCCGUUUUUGAAAAGUCCAGAAUCCCACCGAUGACGCAUUCUCCAACGAUGUCGUGUGUCAGCGGCGAGGCAGGAUUCGACGACGUGAAGUCAGAUUUUGGAUGUCCGCCCAUCGACAUUCUCCCUAUAAACCCAACCGGCUACCAUUACCAGCCUUGGAACAUGUACAACCUAUCCUACCACCCGCCCUCGACGGCGCUAGAGCACGGCCAGAUAUCUCAGAUGGAGAGGUGUCAAUUUUAA